AUGGCUCUAUCAAGGCUGGUCCUUUUCACAUCGCUCCUCGCCGCCUAUACUUCGGCUGUCCCUCUGAUAAAACGCGCCACCGACGUAGUUCAAGGGAAACUUGGGAGUGACGGGUUCUGGAAUGACUACGACGGUGGUCAGAACAGUUAUACACUGUACACGGGCAACGGCUCGAUAGCGUCAGGAUGGCCGUCGAGUCUGUCGUGGAUCUCGUUCAAUGACAUGUGGGUGGCCAACCAGAAGAUCAUAUCUCGAAGUUGUAACAACCUCUACAAACAACCCAACAACUCGGACCGGGAAAUCCAAGACCUCUACGACGCAAUCAAACAGGUGUCCCAACAGACACGGGUGGACCACCGCUUUAUUCUGGCCGCCGUGAUGCAGGAGACGGGAGGUUGUGUGCGUGCUAAGACGACCGUGUCGCCCGACGGCACCGUGAGGAACCCAGGACUUUUGCAGUCCUUCAGGGGGACGCACUCCUGCAACGACGACGGCAAAGUGCAGAAUCCAUGCCCGAAGGAUCAGAUUCUGGGCAUGAUUCAGGAUGGAGUGGCUGGCACGGCUAGCGGCCACGGUUACGCAAGCGACAUCAAUGCCCAGGCUGACAUUGCCGGUAUCGACUACGCGGAGGCAUACUAUCGCGGAGCACGACUGUACAACUCUGGCAUUAUCGACGAUUCGGGGGAUCUGGGCAAGGGCCCAGCCACGCAUUGCUACGCCAGCGACAUCGCCAAUCGGCUGACAGGCUGGACGGACGCCCCAUCCACAUGUACAUUGGAUUCCAGCAGUUAA
This is a messenger RNA of Fonsecaea nubica, 792 nucleotides long. RefSeq lists its product as hypothetical. The record is from RefSeq and is a predicted model, not a curated record. Lineage: Eukaryota; Fungi; Ascomycota; Eurotiomycetes; Chaetothyriales; Herpotrichiellaceae. The transcript has 4 exons. Bases 1 to 792 code for a protein of 263 amino acids.